Sebastes umbrosus (honeycomb rockfish) is the source of this 4597-nucleotide messenger RNA. RefSeq names its product mab-21-like 2 (gene mab21l2). The record is from RefSeq and is a predicted model, not a curated record. The transcript has a single exon. Bases 1887 to 2966 code for a protein of 359 amino acids. NCBI's taxonomy places the organism in Eukaryota, Metazoa, Chordata, Actinopteri, Perciformes, Sebastidae.
UGUGUGUGUGUGUGUGUGUGCGCGUGUGUGAAGCCGCGGACACACUUCUUCUUGUUCCAGUUAUUUGACUCAAUCCAAAAUAUCGACCGUGUAAAUAACACUAAAUGUCCAAUAAAAAUUUAAAUCAAUUGAUUAGUUUAAAAAAGCUUAUCAGGUGGAUGUUAGUAACGUCUAUUUGUCUGAUCAUUUCACUAAUUCAAGCUUCUCUCAGCCUAUACAAGCUGCAGGUGCACUCCACACAUUUUACUAUUUAAAAAUGCACAUUAACAAAAAUAAUAAACAAUAUUCAGCAGCCCAAAUAUUCACUGUUUUAUAAUGAAAGAAAAGAUAUAAUUUCACAUGAAUGUGAUAAAAACACAAUCGCUAAAAGGACGUAUCCCAGAAUAAAUCAAUAAAAUGAUCUUAAAUGAAGACCGUAUAUAGGCUAUAAGUAAAAAAAAGAAUGACAUAAAUAUUGUUUUAUUUUCCGAGUUGUAAUUUAAUUUACAAAUAUGUCCAAUUUGAAAAAAAGGGAAAAUCCCACUGACUUGACUGAUCAGACUUUUUGCAAUACAAGUAGGACAUGCUGCGUAAAAAAUGGAUGAGAAUAAAUAAUACUUGCUGUUAAUGAGAGAGAGAGAAAAAAGCUGCAAUAACAAGAGCCUUUCAGGUGACAACAAGGGCGAGGAAAAACACGAAAAAACACUUUAAAUUAAAAACCGGAGAUGAAAAGGAGAUACUUUAUCUACAGAAUAAUAAAGUCUAAAGUUAAAGGCUGUCACUCACAUGUUUGCCUAUACACUCCUAUAAUCCUCUGGAGCGCAUCGUGGCCAAAUUACGCGCAAAGAGCAACACUGAUAAAAUGUUUUACUGCUGCGUGUCUUAGAGAGUAUAUACAGUGGAAUAUACCUCUCUAUAGGUUGGUGUUUUCCUGUGUGGAGUGAGGAGAAUAAAUAAUACUUGCUGUUAAUGAGAGAGAGAGAGAAAAAAGCUGCAAUAACAGAGCCUUUCAGGUGACAACAAGGCGAGGAAAAAAACACGAAAAAACACUUUUAAAAUUAAAACCGGAGAGAAAAGGAGAGACUUUAUCUGCAAACUAAUAAAAUCUAAAGUUAAAGUCUGUCACUCACACUUUUGUCUAUAUAUACACUCCUAUAAUCCUCUGGAGCGCUAAAUUACGCGCAAAGAGCAACACUGAUAACACGUUUCUCUAAGACAAAUGUGUCUUAUAGAGUAUAUAUAUACAGUGGAAUCUAAAAUAUAAACCUCUCUAUAGGUUGGUGUUUUCCUGUGUGGAGGAGUUUGUGGAGCAUGCAGACAGCUCCUCGCUCCUCGCUCCUCGCGGUGCUGCUCGAGCUGGCCUGGAGCUCCUCUCCGCGCGCUCCUCUGAUUGGCUGCGCGCACUGACAGCUCGGCACAUGAUUGCAGGAGGAGAAGCCCGACCCACUUUUCACUCUUGCUAAAGGAACCAUUCAUAAACUACACAAGUCCAGAUUCACAGCUGAGUGUGGACGAAAAGUGAGCAGAGGAGAGGACAAGAAGAGGAGAUGAGCUCUCACAGGCGAUGUUUUAGCCUUUAGGACACGGAUGGUGACAUGGUGCAACCUUGAAUAUGAAUCUAAACCUAUAGUGCUGCUGCUGCUGCUGGAAGAAGUGCUCAUGAGUUGGACUGAUAUUUUAUUUUAGCAGGCUAAUCCGUUGCAUCCCUAUCCGUUUCCUCCUCCUCACACUGACGUCCAUCCGCUGCUAAAAAAAAAAAGCAACUUUUUUUUUUUUUUUUUUUUAAUUAUUAUUACUCACUUUUCCAAGCUGCUUUGCCUCUUGGCUUUAUACCGGUAAAAGCAUUGGAUCCGUCAACCUACUGCGACUCCCCGGUGGUGUACAGCCCGGACCACCUCUGCCCCAACAUGAUAGCGACGCAGGCGAAGCUGGUCUACCAGCUCAACAAAUACCACAACGAGCGGUGCCAAGCGCGCAAAGCGGCCAUCGCGAAGACCAUCAGGGAGGUCUGCAAAGUGGUGUCGGAUGUCCUGAAGGAGGUGGAGGUGCAGGAGCCGCGCUUCAUCAGCUCCUUGAGCGAGAUAGACGCUCGCUACGAAGGCAUGGAGGUCAUCUCUCCAAACGAGUUCGAGGUGGUGCUCUACCUCAACCAAAUGGGGGUGUUCAACUUCGUGGACGACGGCUCUUUGCCAGGCUGCGCGGUGCUGAAGCUGAGCGACGGCCGCAAGAGGAGCAUGUCUCUCUGGGUCGAGUUCAUCACCGCCUCGGGCUACUUAUCCGCCCGGAAGAUCCGCUCCAGGUUCCAAACUCUGGUGGCGCAGGCGGUGGAUAAAUGCAGCUACAGAGACGUGGUGAAGAUGGUUGCAGACACCAGCGAGGUCAGGCUGAGGAUCAGAGAGAGGUAUGUUGUGCAGAUCACCCCUGCGUUCAAAUGCACUGGGAUUUGGCCUCGCAGUGCAGCUCAGUGGCCAAUGCCUCACAUCCCAUGGCCAGGUCCGAAUAGAGUAGCAGAAGUGAAAGCUGAGGGUUUUAACCUGCUCUCCAAAGAGUGCUACUCGUUGACUGGCAAGCAGAGCUCUGCAGAAAGCGACGCCUGGGUGCUGCAGUUCAGCGAGGCCGAGAACAGGCUGCUGAUGGCCGGCUGCAGGAAGAAGUGUCUGUCGGUGCUGAAGACGCUGAGAGACAGACACCUGGAGCUGCCUGGACAGCCGCUGCAGAACUACCACAUGAAGACGCUGCUGCUGUACGAGUGCGAGAAGCACCCGAGGGAGACGGACUGGGACGAGUCUUGUCUCGGAGACCGACUGAACGGCAUCCUGCUGCAGCUCAUCUCGUGUCUGCAGUGCCGCAGAUGUCCCCACUACUUCUUGCCAAACUUGGACUUGUUUCAGGGAAAGCCUCACUCGGCCCUGGAGGCUGCUGCUAAGCAGACGUGGAGACUAGCGAGGGAGAUCCUCACCAAUGCUAAAAGCUUGGACAAACUAUAAUGAGAUAAUGAAGAGAGACGAGAGAGACUUUUUUUGGGAUAAAAAAAACUUCAGAGAAGGACAAAAAAAAAAAAGAUGAUCCUGCAGCUGAUUCUCCUCCAAGCAAUGUGAAAAACAAAAAAAAAGAAAAUCAGUAACAAAAAUAACCCUUUUUAAAUGGAGCAAAUUGGGCCACUGCCACAGAGGGGGAAAAAGAAGUGAAGGUACAUUUUUAAGAUUAAAUGUAAGAAUUUUUCAGUUGUCUUCUUUUAAAUGUUUUCACAAAGUGAAGAAACUUUUAUUUAAAUAUAUGCACAAAAAUCGUUUAAGUGAAAGAAUAAUAAUAAUGUAGCGUGCCAAGUUCAAUUUUUUUUUUUAUUAUUAUUAUGUGACUUUAAAAAAAAAAAAAAGAAAUGUUAAUAAAAAUGUUGCAAAUUAAAUUACAAACUUGGCCUCGUGUCUUGACGUGUUUUGACAGCUGAUGUGACAGAAACAUCUGUUGCAUUUUAUUUUUUUUUUUGCUAUUGUCUUAAUGAAGAGAAUCGUUAAAUGAUUCAUUUGGAUCUGUGAUCAACGCUGCAUGGGGAAAGAGAAAAGGAAAAAUAAAAAACGCUUUUGCUUAAAUUUAAAGAAGGACUGUGCACAACCCACUUUAGGUCAUAUGUUAUUUUUUACAGUGACAAACCGGCUCUAAAGGAUUUUCUAGUGAACGUAAAUCAACGGACUCGUUAAUAUAUAUAAAUAUAUAUAAAUAUAUGUGUGUUUUAACAGCAGCACUAUAGCACGGUGAGGGCCUCUACAGCUAAACUGAAGCCUUGAUCUAGUUAAUGCGGCUGAUUUUUAGAUCAAGUUUAAAUGAAUGAAUUCUGAUAUCAAAUUCGCAUUCAAAUAAAUGUGGAUGUUACUAAAAUGAGCUUAUUUAAAUGCACAACAACAUAUCUAAAAAAAACAAUUACGACAAUUUCACGCAGUGUUAAACUGCACUAUCACAACCACCUGUGGGUCAGCCACAGUGAGCAUGGAGUCACUAGUAGCACCCUAUAACCACUACAAUUACUCAUAUUAGCCCACAUUUUAAUGUGCAUUAUUUAUUUUUUAAUCAAAGCAUUAUAUUUAUGUGCAAUUUAUUUAUUUUUUAAAAAAAAACUAAAUAUGCUGGAUGAUCAUUACUAAUGAGAAGGCCUGAUUCAUUUGUCGUUAUGUUUUCCCCUAAAUAUAGGUUGAUUAUUUAUUUAUUUAUAAGAAAAACACUCCAUUUCUUAUCACCACAAAACAAUAUUAAAUGUUGUCUUGGUGUUAAAUGUAUACUUAAAAAUAUUAAUGAAGAAAACAUUUUUUUAUAUUCACUACCAAAAAUAUUGUUUAGUAUAACAAGUUAAAUUAAAGCAAAUUUUUUUUCUCCUCCAUUUCAAUUCAAAUAUUGUCAUAUUGUUAAUUCAUAGACAGACAUAAUAUAUAAAUCUCUUCUUUGACAAAUUCAGAUCAACACACUCAUAGUAGCCUUUUUAUGCUCAUUUAAAAUAACACACUUGUAGAUAUUGAGGCUAUAUUCGUCAGCCUGCAUGUAUAGCAGCACUAUAAAAGGCUAAAUUCAAGCAUGGCUUCUAUAAGUUGACAAUCUCAGACGAUCAAUCAAUGGAGCUCGGAGUCUC